AUGCACGGGACGCCGAAAGUGACUCGUGCUCUUGGCUAUUCUGCCAAGAGGACAUUUUCGACCAGUCCUCGAUUCCAAUCGUCAUCGCCACGCCUCAAUAUCAAUAGCAAUCGGCUAUGGGAAACUUUACAUAGGACCUGCGAAUGGGGUUCGGCUCACAGAUACGGCGAAUACCCUACUGAAACAGGCAUGGCACGUCUAACGUUAACCGAUGACGAUGCCAGAGUACGGAAAUGGUUUGCUGAUGAGGUCCAACAACUGGGAUGCUCUCUGUCUGUGGAUAAGAUGGGAAAUAUGUUCGCCCGUCGGCCAGGAAAAUUGCGCUCCCCGGCGCCUAUGAUUGCUAUGGGAAGCCAUCUAGACACUCAACCUCGGGGUGGCCGGUAUGAUGGAAUCUUGGGAGUUUUGGCUGCCCUAGAAGUGCUACGGACGAUGAAAGAAGCCAACUUCGAGACGAACUACGAUGUUGGUGUAGUGAACUGGACAAAUGAGGAGGGAGCUCGCUUCCCUAAGUCGAUGUGUGCUUCUGGCGUUUGGGCUGGUUCUAUUCCGAUUCAGUCAGCCUGGGACUUGACCGAUAUCCAUGACCCCAAAGUAACUCUACGAUCUGAGUUGGACAAACAUGGCUAUCUGGGUGACAUCCCCUGUUCGCACGACCCAGAAACAGGAUAUCCUUUGGGUGCUCAUUUCGAAUUGCACAUUGAGCAAGGGCCCCUUCUUCAAGAGACUGGGCGCUCCAUUGGCAUUGUCCAGGGGGCUCAGGGCUAUAGAUGGUUGACCUUGACUGUUCAGGGCAAGGAUGCUCAUACUGGCACAACGCCUCUCAGCGCUCGCCAUGACCCUUUGCUAGCGGCUUCCAAAAUGAUAGCGGCGUCGAACGCCAUCGCUAAGCGACACGACGCGCUGGCCUCCACGGGUAUCCUAAGAGUCCCCUCGAAUGCGUCAACUAACACCGUGGCAUCCGAAGUAACUUUUACCUUGGACAUCCGCCAUCCCCAAGAUAGUGUUGUGUAUGCUGUUCAAGGGGAAUGUCUGGAGGCAUUCAAGGCGAUUGCAUCCGAGGAUGGAAAGGGCGUCUCGUUUGAAUGGACUCUGGAUACCGACUCUCCCGCUGUCAAGUUUGACCAAGGCUGCGUGGAGUCCAUCAAGUCGGCCGCCGAUCACCUUGUUGGUCCUGAAAAAACGAUGUAUAUGACCAGCGGUGCUGGCCAUGAUACUGUGUAUACCAGCAAGCACUGCCCGUCCGCGAUGAUAUUUGUGCCAUGCCGGGACGGAGUGAGCCAUCACCCAACCGAGUAUUGCUCACCGAAAGACUGUGCACUUGGUGCCCAGGUUCUGCUUCAAGCCGUCGUUCACUACGACCAGGCGCGCGCGAACCACAUCAGCAGUAUCUAA
Molecule: messenger RNA, 1395 nt
Organism: Penicillium macrosclerotiorum
Lineage: Eukaryota; Fungi; Ascomycota; Eurotiomycetes; Eurotiales; Aspergillaceae
Product: M20 family metallo-hydrolase
Exons: 4
Coding region: 1-1395 (464 amino acids)
Molecular function (GO): hydrolase activity, acting on carbon-nitrogen (but not peptide) bonds, in linear amidines
Source: RefSeq, a predicted model, not a curated record